AUGCAUCUAUAGGGUCAAACUGUCUGGUCCAGCCUCAUGUCAGCCUCUGGUUCUGAUGCGUCCUCUCUCCUGCAGACUGCAGCUCUAAUGGUUGCCACCGUGUCAGAGCGGAUCCAGAAGGAUCGGGAACGGGCUGAGGGCUCGGUCCAUCAGGCCUCCAGCUACCUGAACCAGAACUACCCGGUUCUGAAGGCAGAGUGUCUGCAGAAACGCCGGCUGUUUGAAGAUCCACUUUUUCCUGCAGAACCAGCUUCUCUGGGCUUUAAAGAACUCGGACCUUUGUCUGUGAAAGCAAGAGGAGUAGAAUGGAAGAGACCCACGGAGCUCACAGACGACCCUCAUUUCAUUGUGGGCGGAGCCACCAGGACAGACAUCUGCCAAGGAGCUCUGGGUGACUGCUGGCUGCUCGCCGCCAUUGGCUCCCUGACUCUGAACGACCGUCUGCUGCGCCGGGUGGUUCCUCACGGACAGAGCUUCAGCCAUCAAUACGCCGGCAUCUUCCACUUCCAGUUCUGGAGGUUUGGGGAAUGGGUGGACGUGGUCGUGGACGACCGGCUGCCCGUCAAAGAUGGAAAGCUGCUGUUUGUGCACUCGGCUGAAGGCAGUGAGUUCUGGAGCGCCCUGCUGGAAAAGGCCUACGCCAAGAUGAAUGGAUCCUACGAGGCGCUGGUCGGGGGCAGCACCGCGGAAGGUUUUGAGGACUUCACGGGUGGCGUGAUGGAGAUGUACGAGCUGAAGAAAGCUCCCAGAGAUCUGUACCGCACCAUGACCAAAGCUCUGGAGAGAGGCUCGCUGCUGGGCUGCUCCAUUGAUAUCACCAACACCUCCGACAUGGAGGCUGUCACCUUCAAGAAGCUGGUCAAAGGCCACGCCUACUCUGUGACCAACCUCAGGCAGGUGGAGUUCCGCGGCCGGCAGGAGCGCCUGAUUAGAAUCAGGAACCCAUGGGGUGAGGUGGAGUGGAGCGGCGCCUGGAGCGACAGCUCGAUGGAGUGGAACCACGUGGACUCUGAAGAGAAAGACGAGCUGCUGAAUAAGAUGGAGGAUGGAGAGUUCUGGAUGUCUUUCCAGGAGUUUCUGCUCCAGUUCUCCCGGUUGGAGAUCUGCAACCUGACCCCCGACGCUCUGAGUCAGGACUCCACCCACUUCUGGAGCACCGUCACGUUUGAGAGCAGCUGGAGGCGAGGAAGCACUGCCGGCGGCUGCAGGAACCACCCCAACACGUUUUGGAUCAACCCUCAGUUUAGGAUUACGCUGCUGGAGGAGGACGACGACCCUGAAGACGGCGAGGCCGCCUGCAGCUUACUGGUGGCUCUGAUGCAGAAAGACCGCCGCCGCUACCGCUGCCACGGCCAGGACAUGCACACCAUUGGCUUCGCCGUCUAUGAGAUCCCUGAGGAGUUUCGAGGCAGUGCUGGGGUCCACAUGAAGAAGGACUUCUUCCUGCGCCACGCCUCUUGUGCUCGUUCUGACUCCUUCAUAAACCUGCGAGAGGUGAGUGCCAGGCUCCGCCUCCCGCCUGGUGACUACGUGAUUGUCCCGUCCACCUUUGAACCCUCCAAAGAGGCUGACUUCGUUCUGCGGGUGUUCACGGAGAAACAGUCAAAGGCCGAGGACAUGGACGACAGCGUGGUGGCGCUCAUGGAAGACCAGGAAGAAAUCUCUGAGAGUGACAUCGACGACUCCUUCAGGUCCAUGUUCGCUCAGCUCUCCGGAGACGACAUGGAGAUCUCUGUGCAGGAACUCAGAACCAUUCUCAACAACGUGGUGUCCAAGCACAAAGACCUGCAGACCGACGGCUUCAGCCUGGAGUCCUGCAGAGCUAUGGUCAGCCUCAUGGAUAAAGACGGGAGCGCUCGGCUCGGCCUGCUGGAGUUUCAGAUCCUCUGGAACAACAUCAGAAAGUGGCUGGGAAUCUUCAGGGAGUUUGACCUGGAUAAGUCUGGCUGCAUGAGCUCCUAUGAAAUGCGACUGGCGCUGGAAAACGGCGGGUUUAAGCUAAAUAACAAGUUGUACCAGAUGCUGGUCGCUCGAUACGCUGACAAUGAAACCAUCGACUUCGACAACUUCACCUGCUGCCUGGUCAAACUGGUGGCUAUGUUCAAGACCUUCCAGGGACUGGACCGAGACGGGACAGGAACCGUGGAGCUGAACAUGCUGGAGUGGCUCGUUGUGACCAUGUGUGGCUGAAACUCCAGAGCCCCCCCAUCAGGAGGAGGAGCUUCACCAUCAGAAGGAGGAGCGCCCCCAUCAGGAGGAGGAGACCCGCCGGCUGCGCUUUCAGCAUGACAAUCUGUAACGCCCCCUCCCCCACACUGCAUGUCUUCCAUCAGCCUCAGACUCACCUGUGCAGGUGAGCUGUGAAAAAGCCUUUAGUAGAACCUCAGGGAGUUCUGGUUCUGGGCUUGUUCUGUUCAGAUGCUGAUUCUACUGGACCCCCUUCCCCCUCUCUACAUUCAGACCUUCUAAGCAGCAGUUACUCUGCAGACAGAACCACAGCACCCCCUGCAGGAGAGGGAUGAAUCUGCAGGGAAGUUUAUUCAAACAAACUUUAUUGAUGUUUGUAAUCCAACAGAGAAACAAUAAAUCUGCUGAAAUAAACGAUACAUCCGGAGUUUCAGCUAAAGGAUUAACUUAACUUUGAUCUUCAUCCAUGUAAACUUUAGCUGCUUCAGUUUUCUGAACAAUCCUGAAGAGAACGAUCAUUUUAUUGAUCAUCAGAACCGCCGUCUGUGCUCCACCCUCAACAAACGUUCUCCAGCCAAACAGGUUCUUUCACCUGCAACAGCGUUUUCCUACAGGUGUAAUGAGGCGACAGUCAAACAGACGUCCCUCCUGCAGGCUGAAUCAGACGGUCAGCAGAGUCCAGAGACCGGUUCAGGAGGUUCUGAAGACUCUUCAGACAGAUGAGGGUUUCUGAGGUCACUGCUGAGUUUAAAGGAACUGAGACGGUCCCAGACCAGAACAGAACCAGUGCCUCCGGUUCCUCCGACACAGAGUCCAAUUUGGUUCUUAAGAGUCAAAGUGGAUCCUGAUGAGACAUCAGAGUUCUUCAGAACUUCCCUUCAGGUUCUAGCCCCCCCCCCAGAAAAGACACGAAAAACUCAAAUUUGUCAAAAAAGAAAUUGUAUUGUUUUCCUCCUGCAGAAUUCUGAUAAAUAAACAAACAGAUCUUCAUGGGAUGCGGGGGACUGUCAGGUGAUCCCCGGGUCACGUGACAAGACAUGAAGGGGCGUGUCCAAUGAGUAAGGAUCUAAACAGACCCGCCCCCCGCUCUGGCUUUGAACUUAAUAAAGAGCAAAUAAAGAAACUCGUGCUGUCCUGAGUCUCUCUGCGCAUGCUCAAUGUCCACGCGGUCAAUGACAGUCUCUGGACCGGUGUGGUCCGGAUGUCCUGGUUCUGCUCCCGGUUCUAGUCCCGGCCGUGCGGCUCCCGUCCGUCCAGUGGGCCCAGCAGAACCGCCUGCGCCUCCAGCAGCGUGGUGUCGGUUCUGGCUCCCAGGAAGCGCGCGGUGAGCUCCGGGUCGAGCAUGCGCAGUCGGACCCUGGAGCCCCGCUGCAGCUCCUGCCCCCCCUCGGCGGGCCGCCGGCACACGCAGGGGAACUUCCCCCCGAAGUCCACGUACAGGUCGUCCUGGACCACGUGGUACACCCUCCCCACCACCACGCGGUCCCGGGGGGGCCCCAUCUGGAACAGCGGCGAGCGGCGCAGCAGCGCGGUGAAGCUCCGCUCCGUCCCGGGAGGGGCGCCGGCCGGCCCGGAGCUCUCCGCCUCCCGCCGCAGCUCCGUCUGCAGCUCGAAGGCGGCGGCGAACCCGGAGCGGGGGCUGUCGGCGGGGGGGUUACCGGAGCAGAAAGACGCCCGGACGGAGAACGAAGGACGGCUUCGGACUCCGAACUGGAGCCUGGUCGCGACCCUGCCGAGCAUCGCCAUGUUGUCCCUGCAAACCGGAAGUGACGGUCCCGCUGCUUCCGGUGCGCGAGGACCACAGCGCCAUCUAGAGGCGGCGCCGCUCCGGGACAUGACGGACCGUGAGGCUGCAGAACCGGAGUCGAACCCCGGGAGAACGGACCCCCACCGGGAGACAGCGGCGGAUCUCAAACAUAUAAAAAUGUUUUAAUUUAUGAAAUAAAAGAUAGUAAAUAAAUAUAUGGAGGCUGUUUGUAAGGUUGAUCAACAUCAUAAUCACAACGCAGAAUAAAAUCUAUUCCUCCGAUUUGUUGAGAAACAACUAAACCAAAGAGAGUUUAUGUUGGAGAUAAAUUAAUUGUUUAGAAUUGCUUUACAUUUAUUUACAUUUUUACCAGCAUUUUCUCUCACUGGAGUUUCUCUGUUGUUGGAAAUAACCAAACUCAACUAUCUGACGUGUUUUCACUGCAAUGUUACAGAUUGUUCUAUGGUGACGGAGAGCGUACAAUUCACAUUUAUCAAUAUUCAAUUUCAAAGCAGAAGAUCACAUCUAAAACUUUAGGGAGUUUUUUUUAAUAAAAUAGUUUCAUCAACAAAUUGACUUAUUACUAAAUGUCUUUCUAAAGUAUUUAAUCCUAUAGUGUUGCUUUUAAUAGUGAUUCUAACAGCUCAGCAGCCAGAAUGGAUAGUAAAGGAGAGCUGGUACUGCCCAGUCUGACGCAUCUGGACCAGAACCUUCUCUGGGUUCACCCAUUUAUUUAUAACUUUAUUAACAAACACACAAGAUAGUACAACAACAAAGUGAAUGUCUCAGGGGAAAUUAAAAUGAGUACAUAUUAUAGAAAAGCAAGCAAGCAAAAAUCAUAAACAUAUACUGUAUGAC
Messenger RNA from Oryzias melastigma (Indian medaka), 4792 nucleotides. RefSeq names its product calpain-1 catalytic subunit. NCBI's taxonomy places the organism in Eukaryota, Metazoa, Chordata, Actinopteri, Beloniformes, Adrianichthyidae. The record is from RefSeq and is a predicted model, not a curated record. Bases 37 to 2190 code for a protein of 717 amino acids. Gene Ontology annotation, molecular function: calcium-dependent cysteine-type endopeptidase activity; calcium ion binding. Gene Ontology annotation, cellular component: cytoplasm. The transcript is spliced from 21 exons. Gene Ontology annotation, biological process: proteolysis.